Messenger RNA from Pseudocercospora fijiensis CIRAD86, 1899 nucleotides. RefSeq lists its product as uncharacterized. Lineage: Eukaryota; Fungi; Ascomycota; Dothideomycetes; Mycosphaerellales; Mycosphaerellaceae. The record is from RefSeq and is a predicted model, not a curated record. The transcript has a single exon. Bases 1 to 1899 code for a protein of 632 amino acids.
AUGUCGUCCGACCGCAACACCAACAGCAAUAACAGUCGCCCGCUGAAGCCCACCCUUGCGUCGACGAGAACUGCUGCUCCGCGAACCCCGCUCACGCCGCGCAUCGCUGGGACGACAACUGGGUCUGCGACUGCGACUUCGACCACAGCAUCACGCCCAACACCACGCCUUCCGAACAGAGGUGCAGGUUACCCCCAAGGAACACCCGUCAAGGAUGCAGCGGGCGGAAAUGUCACGCCGCGCUCGUCGGCAAGAAAGUCGAGAGUGGGAGGUGCGUCGCCGGCACAGGAUGAGUAUGGAAAGGAAGCAUUGCCUGUAGGAGGCAGGCCAUUGGCGGAGGGGCAAGGACGGGGCAGUGGUGUGAGUAGCCUGAGUCUGCCACUGGCACGGACAAGCAGACCGAACAGCGUCGUCAACGACAAUGGAGCUAGAGGAUUGCCCUCACCUUUGGUAAUGCGAUCGCCUGCUUUCGCGGAUUCGACCGAAAGCAUCGAGAGCCGCUUCUUCCAUGCCAGUGAAGCAGCGAAGCAAGAAUCCAUGCCCAAAAAGCCAGAACUCAGAAAGACACCGACUUUCUUCUACGCUGAUGGGCAGGAGGAUAAGUCGGGUAAACCCAUAUCGCCUGUUCUCUCGGCUGUUAACGAUCAACGCCCAGGACCGUUCAUCAAACCAGAAGCAUAUCAGAGCAUUCCUAAAAGUCCGCUUGUCCCUUCGCCGGCUCUUUCCAACGUGAGCACGUCUUGCUUUCCGCCCACAUUGUCCAAUCAAUUACGUUCUCCAUCUCCAAGUAAAGAGAACAUCCACUUGUCUUAUCGCAAAGGAGUCUCGCAAAUAUUCGGGACGCGGCCAGUGACCACCGCAUCGCCAGCUCCAUCAGAUUCACAGGUGGAGAGUACUGCUGAUGGAAACCGACGGCCCAGCUAUGGUGUCCAGCAUCGAAAGUCGACGAGUCUCUCGUCGAUCACCUCAACCUCAAAGGCCAGAAGAAGGUCCAACACGUCACUUGACGUGAAUCCGUCGCCCCUCCCUCAGGCUCCCGAGCAUACAGCCGCAAAGGUAACGAGCAAAACUGCGAGUUCUCAUAUUGAGCUGACAUCCAUCGAACCCUUGGCUUCUCCUGCAUUGAUUGGCUCGCCUUCAGAGCUGGCACUGAGUCCCACCAAAUCCGUUUCACAGCUUGCUGCCGAUGCGCGGAGGGAACGGAAGGUUCUAGAUUUGGAGAUUUCGAACAGCUCGCUUAUGGCCAUCAAUACUAGCCUUGAACGGGAGGUGAGAAGACAGAAGGCGGAAUUGAAACGAUUCAGACGAUUGUCUCGAGCUGGUCGUUUCUCCUUGGCGCCGAGCGAGCGCUCUCCUCGGCGUCAAUCGGAAGGUCUGAGUACUCUCAGCGAAGACGAUGAAGAUGCCGACUUAUCUGGGCUCCUUUCGAGUCUCGCUGAGGAUGAUGGGUCUGAUUCCGAAGAUGAGGACAGCCUGUUGAGCAGCAGUGAGCCGCUUUCACCUACUUCACAACACAGUAGACAGCAAGACCGUCUGGCGAAAGACGAAAAGCGACUCCAGGUGGAUCUUCAGCGUCACAAAGAACUGCUCGUGCAAAGCCAAGCGAUGAAUCAGAGCAUUAAGCGUUGCAUGUAUGCAACUGAAGAUAUGAUAUCCGAGGGGAAGAAAGCCCUCCAAUACCACGUCCGAGUGUCUGAUGUCAAACUUGGCGGUAGAAUCUUGACAGGAUUUGAAGCAGAAGAGGAGGAUGCAGACGACAUCGAGGUUGCCGAUGAGCUCGACUGGCACUCAGGUGACCGGGAUUCUGGAGUCGAAGUGGAAAGUAUCGACGCAGGUCGAUUUGCGGAAGCGACGAAUACCUCCGAACGUCCUGGCCGCCCACCAGAUGCUGUGUCUUAG